Molecule: messenger RNA, 3050 nt
Organism: Erythranthe guttata (spotted monkey flower)
Lineage: Eukaryota; Viridiplantae; Streptophyta; Magnoliopsida; Lamiales; Phrymaceae
Product: Glycosyl hydrolases family 31 protein
Biological process (GO): carbohydrate metabolic process
Molecular function (GO): carbohydrate binding; hydrolase activity, hydrolyzing O-glycosyl compounds
Source: RefSeq, a predicted model, not a curated record
UAGCAAAAGUAUGGUCAGUGAUUAUAUAAUAUAUAAUACUAGAUGAACUAUGAGAAGAAGCAGAUCAGAAGCAAGAGAAGUCAACAUAGAUUAGAUGAAUAAAAGAAGCAGGACUCGUUGUAGUUGCUUUCUGCUGCUUGUUUUUUUCUUCGGUUUAUUGGAUCCGCCAUUAAUUUCUUCUUCCUCAGAAGCAGAAUCAAUAAUCGGCCGUGGCUACAGCCUCCGAUCAGUCACCGCCGGAAAAUCUUUGACCGCUCAUCUACAGCUCAUCAAUGGUUCCUCUGUUUUCGGACCUGACGUUCAACUCCUCUCCCUCACCGCCAGCUUCGAAACAAAAGACCGUCUGAGAAUCACAAUAACCGACGCCAACAAACCCCGUUGGGAAAUUCCAAACAACAUUCUCCCCCGCCAAAAUCAUGAGAAGAACCACCACCACCACCCACCACCCCUUCACCACCGCUCUCCGCCGCUCCUCUCCCACCCCAGCUCAGAUUUCAUCUUCACCCUCCAAAACACCACCCCUUUCGGCUUCACUGUCAGCCGCCGCUCCUCCGGUGACACCCUCUUCAAUACCACCCCGUCCCACAACACACCCUCCACAUAUCUCAUCUUCAAAGACCAAUACCUCCAGCUCACCUCUUCUCUGCCGCCUCACACCUCAAAUCUUUACGGCAUCGGAGAGCACACAAAGGGUUCUUUCAGGCUGCAGCCUAAUCAGACACUUACCCUUUGGAAUGCCGACAUUGCUAGUGCCAACACCGAUGUCAAUUUGUACGGGUCCCACCCUUUUUAUAUGGAUAUCAGGUCUCCGAAGGGCAAAACUCAUGGAGUAUUGCUGCUCAACAGUAACGGAAUGGAUGUUGUAUAUACCGGUGAUAGGAUUGCCUACAAGGUGAUCGGUGGAGUGCUCGACCUGUAUUUCUUUGCCGGGCCAACUCCAGAAAUGGUUAUCGAACAGUAUACUGACCUCAUUGGACGCCCUGCCCCGAUGCCUUACUGGUCUUUCGGGUUUCAUCAGUGUCGCUACGGUUACGAAGAUGUCUAUGAUCUUGAGAAUGUGGUUGCUGGUUAUGCAAAAGCUAAGAUUCCUCUAGAAGUUAUGUGGACGGAUAUUGAUUACAUGGACGGUUACAAAGAUUUCACUCUUGAUCCCAUUAAUUUUCCAGCUGAUAAGAUGAAGAAAUUUGUGGAUCAACUUCACAAGAAUGGUCAGAAGUACGUGGUUAUCGUAGAUCCUGGCAUCAGUGUGAACGAGACAUAUCCUACAUACGUAAGAGGGAUGAAAGCUGAAAUCUUUAUAAAACGUGAUGGUGUUCCUUACCUCGGUAAAGUUUGGCCUGGAUUAACUUACUUCCCCGACUUUCUGAACCCGUCCAGCGAAUCCUUUUGGAGCAAUGAGAUAAGAAUAUUCCUCGACCUUCUCCCAGUUGAUGGGAUCUGGAUUGACAUGAACGAGCUGUCAAAUUUCAUUUCCUCGCCUGCAAAUCCAUCUUCUACAAUAGACGAUCCUCCCUAUAAGAUAAACAACUCGGGUUAUCAGCGUCCAAUCAAUGAGAAAACUGUUGCAGCAACAUCACUGCAUUUCGGAAAUGUCACAGAGUACAACAUUCACAAUCUCUACGGAUUUUUGGAAUCGAGAGCUACUAAUGCUGCUUUAGCUAAUGUAACUGGAAAAAGGCCAUUUGUGCUGAGUAGGUCUACUUUUGUGGGUUCUGGCAAAUACACUGCACACUGGACUGGUGAUAAUGCUGCAACAUGGAGUGACUUGGCUUACACAAUCCCAAGCAUCUUAAAUUUUGGACUGUUUGGUAUUCCGAUGGUUGGAGCCGAUAUAUGCGGUUUUUCAGGAAACACAACCGAAGAACUUUGUAGGCGAUGGAUUCAGUUAGGAGCAUUUUAUCCCUUUGCUAGAGACCACUCUUCGAUCGGAACCAGUCGUCAAGAACUGUACAUCUGGAAGUCAGUUGCGGCAACAGCUAGGAAAGUGUUGGGAUUUCGUUACAGGCUAUUACCGUACUUUUACACGUUAAUGUACGAGGCGCACUCUAAAGGCAUACCUAUUGCACGACCUAUUUUCUUCUCAUUUCCCGACGAUACAAAGACUUACGAAAUCAGCUCCCAGUUUCUUCUUGGCAAGGGAGUGAUGGUUUCGCCUGUACUGGUGUCUGGUGCAGUUUCUGUUGAUGCAUAUUUCCCAGCAGGAAACUGGUUCGACCUCUUCGACUACUCACACUCACUGACUUUAGAAAAGGGGGAAUACGUAAAGCUCGAUGCGCCUCCUGAUCACAUCAACGUGCAUGUUCGUGAAGGAAAUAUAUUAGGUAUGCAAGGAGAAGCAAUGACAACACAAGAAGCACGAAACACACCUUUCGAAUUGUUGGUAGUAAUGAGCAGCCACGGGAAUAGCUCAGGAGAAAUCUUCAUGGAUAAUGGAGAGGAUGUAGAAAUUGCAGGCAAGGGAGGAAGGUGGAGUAUCGUAAGAUUUACCAGUGGUUUCGUCAGAAAUAAACUGAUUCUUGAAUCUGAGGUUAUAAACGAAGAAUUUGCUGUGAGUCAGAACUGGAUCAUUGGUAAGGUGACGUUUCUUGGAUUGACGAGGGAUUUCAAAAGGAUUAAAGGAUGUGGAUUAAGUACUCGAGCAGGGAUGGACAACGGAAUGGCUAUAAAAGUUGAAGAAAACCACAAUGGAUUUGUUACUUUGGAAGUGUCGAAACUGUCGAUGCUUAUAGGGAAAGAGUUCAAGAUGGAGAUUGUACCUGACAAGCAAAUUAGAGCAGUGUAUAAUGGGGUAACGCAAAUAUGAUUUCGGCAGAUAAUUAAUUACGUUUGGACAAUAUAGUCAAAUCUGUCGUUCAAAAAAACUUGCUGCUUUUCUUCCGUUUUCUAGGAAAUAAAAUUUCAAAAUGUUGAAAUAUAUCAGCCUCCUUUUAAGGAUGUUCCAGUGCCGUUAAGUCCAGUGAUCAAUCGACCAGAUAAAGCUCACACUCACAAUUGAAAAUAAUUUAUUUACUGAUCUCUUUGUAUGUAUAGUUAAUGAAAUUAACUGGAAA